Molecule: messenger RNA, 4804 nt
Organism: Anoplopoma fimbria (sablefish)
Lineage: Eukaryota; Metazoa; Chordata; Actinopteri; Perciformes; Anoplopomatidae
Gene: dgat1a
Product: diacylglycerol O-acyltransferase 1a
Exons: 17
Coding region: 223-1797 (524 amino acids)
Biological process (GO): triglyceride biosynthetic process
Cellular component (GO): endoplasmic reticulum membrane
Molecular function (GO): diacylglycerol O-acyltransferase activity
Source: RefSeq, a predicted model, not a curated record
GGAUGUCAGUUAAAAACACAGACCUGGCAACCUAAAUGACACUCGCAGCCGGAGCUGCUGUGGUGAUGAAACGCAUCUUAACCACCAGCGUUCACACGAUUUGGGACUUUUUCGUCUAUUAGCUCUGGAUGUAACCCCUACGGAUGGAAACAAAGAAUCAGGUGACCGCAGGUUGACCAGCGGUGUCAGGCAGGUAACAGCUGCGUGACGGGAGCCGCUGAAAUGAGCGAUAGAGCCGAGAUGAGAGGGCCCGUAACCCGCCGGAGGAGGACGACCAUCUCCGGCGGAGGCAGCGGAGCCGCCGCGGUGAAACAAGCCAACGGGAACAAGUGGCACGAUGCCGGGGGGAAAGCCCCACAUCAUGCCGCUGACACCAAAACAAAAGAGGUGUCCAGGCAUGCGAGUAAAAACGGGAAGAUGGACAGACAGAUGGGGACGUCGGAGCAGCAGCAGCCCCCCGGCAGCCCGAGGAGACAGAGGAGUGUGGAGGAGGACUUCAACCAGAGGCUCAGCUGUCAUGUCCUCCAGGAGUCUCUCUUAAGUUCAGCCAGUGGCUACAGCAACUACAGAGGAAUCCUCAACUGGUGUGUUGUCAUGCUGGUGCUGAGUAAUGCACGCCUCUUCUUAGAGAACAUUAUAAAGUAUGGUAUCUUGGUGGACCCGAUCCAAGUCGUGUCCCUCUUCUUGAAGGACCCCUAUAGCUGGCCAGCAGCUUGCCUCAUCAUUGUGUCCAAUGUGUUCAUCUUAGCAGCCUUGUACACAGAGCGGCGUCUGGCUGUGGGUACCAUUUCCAAAAGGACAGGACUGAUUCUUCAUAUUUUUAACCUGACAUCGUUGUUGAUCUUCCCUGCAGCCACUAUACUCACUGUAACUUCCAUGACCCCAGUGGGUGGCGUGCUCUCGUUAGGAAUCUACACAGUGCUGCUUCUCAAGCUGUACUCCUACCAAGACACCAACAAGUGGUGUCGAGAAAUAAGAAAAGCAAAAGCCAAGAGAUUAACAAGAUCAUACUCAUGUCCGUCCGUGGCACAGUCAAAUGGUUCAGCAGUCCAUCCUCAUGUCUCCUACCCGGGCAACCUCACACACAGAGACAUGUACUACUUUGUCUUUGCUCCAACUCUCUGCUACCAGCUGAACUUCCCACGGUCACCUCGAAUACGCAAAAGUUUUCUGAUGAGAAGACUUUUUGAAAUGCUUUUCUUCAUGCAGCUGUUGGUGGGAUUGAUACAGCAGUGGAUGGUUCCUACCAUUCAGAACUCAAUGAAACCAUUCCAGGAAAUGGACUUUUCUAGGAUGGUAGAGCGCCUCCUAAAGUUAGCUGUCCCUAACCAUCUGAUAUGGUUGAUAUUCUUCUAUUGGUUUUUCCACUCUUCUAUGAACUUUGUGGCAGAGCUGCUACAGUUUGGAGACAGAGAGUUUUACAAAGACUGGUGGAACUCUGAGUCCGUCACAUAUUUCUGGUCGAACUGGAAUAUCCCAGUUCACAAGUGGUGUCUGAGACACUUCUAUAAGCCGGUGUUGAGGAUGGGAGUCAACAAGUUUCUGGCUCAAACAGCAGUCUUCCUGAUGUCUGCCUUCUUCCACGAGUACCUGGUGAGUGUUCCUCUGAAGAUGUUUAGACUGUGGGCCUUUAUGGGAAUGAUGGCUCAGGUUCCUCUGGCUUGGUUUGUGGGUCGUUUCCUGAACGGAAACUACGGCAACGCUGCUGUGUGGAUCUCACUCAUUAUUGGCCAGCCUGUCGCUGUGUUGAUGUACGUCCAUGACUACUAUGUCAUUCAUCAUGGGAGCACGACAUAGUACCGGACAAACACACGCGUUCCCACAGUCACAAACACAAACAGGUACAAGUCAUGUUGCAAACACGCACACCAGUCUGCAGGACAACUCAAUGAGUCAAUGUAGAGCAAGUUAAGGUGACAUUAAUAGAAAGACAUGUUAUUUUGAACCUGUCGGUGAAAAGCAGCAAUAGGAAAAUUGUCUUUUGACUCCUGUUUUUUUGCACUAAAGAGAAAUGAACCAUAGUAUGCCAGGAAAUGAUUCUAAAAACAAGAGCAGUGUUUGCUUUAAGGCAGCAUUCCACUUUAGUUAGGCAAACAUACUUUUAUAGUCAGCCUCAUGUAUUAACUUUGGGAUCCGCAGUCACCACCCACUCUAAAUAUCUGUAUCUAGCAUGGGAUGUUUUAACUUUAAAUAAUCCUGGGCCCAAAGUGUUAAAGAACUCUGAUUUCUGUAAUUGGAAUUCAAAAAGUUAAUGUGAGGAAGAUUCUUGAGGUCUAACUAAGAUUAGAUUAGAUUAAAGCACUUUGGUGCAUUUAAAAGUGGAAACUCUGCUUGUAACCGAGCACUCCUCGAGUUUUUUGAAAAUGUGUCCACGUUUGUGAUCCACUGCCAAGCGAGCACAGGCCCGACGAGGAUCCUGUCGCCAAAGAGCUGAUGUGAAAAUGUUGUUUCCAUAUCAGUGGUUGAGAAGUCACUUCUUUCUUGUAUCCAAAGGCAACAGAGGAAUGAUGAAGCCAGAUAAACAGAUUGAUGCAGUGCAAUAGUUGAGUAUAACAGAUACUGUUAUGAUACAAAGACUUGUUAAACAAAAAUGAUUAAUGACAAGAAACUGAAGGAAGAGAUGCUAAAAAGUGAACGAGAAACUGUAAAAGGAAGUUUUUGUGACUUUAUUUGUACAGUCGUGGACCUCCAGGCAGCCUCUCCUCUUCUGUCUCCUAACAACAUCAAUGCAAGCUUUUAGUGUAACGGUACAUGCUAGAGGUGUGUUGUUCCCCGGGCGCUUCAUUGCAGCCCACUGCUCCUCCGGGAUGGGUUAAAUGCAGAGAAAUAAUUUCCCCAUUGUGGGACUAAUAAAGGAUUGAUUAUUAUUAUUAUUAUUAUUAUUAUUUGUUAUGACACGUGUCUUUUUGUGUUGCAUUUGACUUAUCAGAUGCUUUAUUUUAUACUAGUAUCAUUUUAUUUGUCUUUGACACUGUCUUCAUUUAUGUUGUGCCAAAUAACAAUUGGUGUUAUUUUAAAUUUAUGAUUUUACUCAGCAGUUGAUUUACUGAUUUCAACCAAUGAAUGUUUUUGCACUUUAAAGAGAUGCAUGCUGUUGACUAAAGCAAUAUAUUUUAAUGUAUUUUUUAAAGUUUUAUCAAUCAUGAAAGGAAGAUAUGUUUUGUUGAAAUCAUUUUAUGUUUUUUGAUUUGCUUGUUGACAUUAGGUUGACUUAUUUUUUUUUAACUUUUUAGGAAAGUAAAACAGCAGCUGCAGUGGUAAUAAGGAGAGUUUAAAACAGAAUUUUUAUGCCAUAGUUUUUUCAGUAUUUAAAUUCUAAAGACUCGAUUUCUUGGUUUGACCGGAUUUAAAAGUUGCCAAUAAGGACGUUGCCAUAUAAAAGUUAGAUAUUGUGUUAUUUUACCUUUUAUGUUUUGAACUACUUUCCGAAGAAAUAGUGACAGUUGACUGAUCAUGAUAAGUCUGAGCCUUUCUUUGUGAGAUCUGUCUUUUCUUUCCUUAUUAAUAACAUUUCAGGUAAAUAUUGUUUUUAAAUUAUAACACCAGUUAUCAAAAAUACUUUGUUGGCAUUCCUGAUUGAAAUUAAUUGAAGUGCCUGCUGUUAAAAAAAAAAGCUUGAACUCAAAAUGUAGAAAAUGAUAAAUACAAAUUGUUUUACAUAAAAAAGACAGAGCAAAUACUUCCUAAACCUUAUCCUUUGUGGCAAAUAGAUACAAAAUGCAUUUCUAUUCAUGGUAAUUGAAAUAUUUGGAAGCUGAAGACUUACUGCCCGAUCAGUAGUUCAAAUUCUUGUACAAAUGAACCUUUAAGCAGAAUAACACCUUUUUCAAUUUCAAAGCAGUAUAUUUGAUUAUUUCAUGGAAACAAGAUGUUAUUUUGCAGAGCCUCAUUCAAGCAUAACUCGUAUCACCUUAUUCAGUGCACAAAUGGUAGCUUUAAUAUCUGUUAGACUGACCCACUUUUAUCAACAGAUGGGAUCCAGUUUUAAAAAAUAGUGUAAACUUUAUAAACUGUGAGCAGCGGUGAGUGCAUAUUUGCUCAAUGUUCUUUUUUUUUUUUAUAAAUAAAGUGAACAUCUGAGGAUUAUUCCAGAAUCAACACAUGUAGCAACAGUGUUUUAGGUACCAAACUGAGGUACCAUACGGCCAAAAUACAAAAUGAGUUUUUCAGUGUAUUUUCUUUUGAAAUGAAUGGAAAGACUAAAACACUAAACAGUAAAAUCCUUCGAUAUCAGAAAAUACUGGACACAUUCAAUGGUAAACACAACUUAAAUAAUCCAAAAGUGCAAAUUUACAAUUUCUCAAUUGUAUGAAUCUCCUUUGAAAAAUAUAUUGACUCUAAGUUGUUUAGUUUUGUUUGCGUCUUAAUUUGUUAUGUUGUGAUAUUACUUGAAAAAGGAAAAUAUAAAGUGACAGGGUGUCGACCCCCAGAGUUUAACAUGAGAAGCUUCAUCACUACAGCUUGAGAUGAGACGAUCAAAAUUCUUCUAAAGGAUUUGUUGCAUCUCCCAGUUCUUGUUUUUGUGUUUUUGUACCACUUGCUGUUCCCACAAUAUUACCGCACUAUGUCUGCUCUUGGAAUAAGAGUAUGAAAUGCUGAAGAUGCAUCUUAAAGUUGAACUGUCUUUAGUUGCUUUUGAAUGAUUGUGUGAUGCAACAUAUAGUUAAAUGAAUGUAUUACUGAUCUAUUCAUACUGUAAACAGAAAUCCAAAGUGAAACAAAGAUUAUUUGUUAUGGGAAUGCAAAUCAUUUUCACAGCCUUUCACUUGAAAUGAUGUGUGUCAUUUGAUAAAGAUUAUUUAUA